UCGAUCCAAAACUUUUCGACUCAAUACUUUUAAUCCAUUCAAUUUUAGGCAACCAUCCGUAGCCAUACAUGUAGGAUUAAAUUCCAACGAAAAUCCUAAAGCAAAUGACUUAAUUACUUUUUUCAUAAUGCUUAUUUACUUUCAUUUUUAGAAAAAAACUAAAGUAACGGUCUUCAUAGAAACCAUAGGUUAAAAUAAAAUAAAAUAAAAGGUUUUUAGGUUCCAACUUUACUUUUUACCACACACCAAUCAUUUCAACUUUUGACAAUUGCGUCAAAUACAUAUCCCCAACGGUAAACUUUACUCUCUGCCUUACAUUAUUGUCAUCCACUUGUUGCAAAGUUCCACAUUACAAGAAUCAUUCGAUUCUCUUCUAUCAUCAUCUUCUUCUUCUCCAUCAAAAUUCACCAAAACAUGGAAGCUCUAAUUCACCACUUCACUCUCCUCUCCGAUCAAGCUCUUGUCGACAAAACAUUCGACCCUUCAAGAAUCGAGGACCUCAUGCGUCUCUUUGAAGUCGAUUCAUACAAAGCUUGGGCAGCUCUCGAAUCCGAACAGCAACAAGAACUCGAAGAAGCUGAAGAAUCUCUCCGUGAAGCUGAACUUGAACUUGAUCGGGAUAUGGAGUGGGGGAUGGAGGAGUAUAGGCGGACGUUGGAGGAGAUGGAGAGGAUGGAGGCGGCGGAGCUGAAAGAGCUUGAGGAGAAAGCGGAGACUGCUCGGAGAACGGGGAAUUUAAUGGAGAAAGCGGCGACAGUUGCCGCGAAACGACAUAUUGCGGCGGCGAUGGGAUCAGCCGCCGCGUCUAUGAGAUCAGCUUGGAAGACUGCAGCUGGAAAUAAGGUUCAUCCAUCUUGAUCGAUGAUGAUGAUGAUGAAUAUGAUAAGAUGACGAUGAUUGUCAAAGUAUUGGUCCCCAUGUUAUAGGAUUAGUAGGUCAAGAACAUUUUAAUGAAUAAUUAUUUCCUUUGAUAAACAUAUGGGUUACUACUUACUAUUGCCGAAGAAUUAUGAAUUAUAGGUAGUUUCUAGUUUAUGUAUCUGUAAUUUGUAAUCAAUAUAUAUUUAUGGGAUUAUAGGAAGUCGUAAAAUGUGGUACUAGUUUAUUGGUUUGAUGGUAGAACAGAAAAAAAAAAAAAAAAAUUGGUGGGACACCUAAAAGUACGAAAAAAUUACAUAAAAAAUAUGCGUCAUUCGGUUUUAGAAAGAAAGAUAUGUAUGUGAUGUUGUUAUUCUAUUAUGCGGAAGCAUUAAAGUUUGGGUGAUUUAGUGACAAAUUUGUCAUAGAAUCGACACAUAGAUCAGAAUUGAGACAACGAACGAAAAUCAACUAUAAACCACCGUUUAAGUGCCCUUUCGGUUUCGACAAAAAAAUGUGCCAUUUCGGCUGAUCUCUCGAAGCUUUAUCUCUCCAAAAUGUUUACAUAUGGCGCUUAUGGAAAAGCAGAAACACGCUUAUGUUCCAUCAAACCAAUAAACUAGUACC
Messenger RNA from Arabidopsis thaliana (thale cress), 1485 nucleotides. It is a transcript of the gene MEE9, whose product is annotated as maternal effect embryo arrest 9. The transcript has 2 exons. NCBI's taxonomy places the organism in Eukaryota, Viridiplantae, Streptophyta, Magnoliopsida, Brassicales, Brassicaceae. The record is from RefSeq and is marked reviewed. The coding region runs from base 415 to 858 and encodes 147 amino acids.